UUAGAACUUAAAGAGUGAUCGUCUGGUGAUCGUGUGAUCGUCCGGUCACAUUGUUUAGUGCUCUCUGUCAUCUAGUAAUUGUUUCUACUUUUUCAGUGCAUCAUACAUCAGUUGUUUCUCAAGGUGAGAUUCCCAUGCUUUCUGUUGAAUGAACGAAGUACUGCAAAGUGCAAAUAUUAUAUAGGUAUAUAACUUGCCUCUUGCAUCCGUGAUUCGGUGGUGCAUCGCCGUUCUCCGCAUUCCAUUGGAUUGGUCGUCGUUGUGAGCUUCGCAUCGCAGAGAUCUGCAUCCAGAGAUCGCGCGAUGGGCCUCAAGGAAUUUAAAAUACACUUUGACAGCCCGUACGCUACCUACCAUCCGGAACAGACAGUCACUGGAAAAAUCAUCCUCGAGCUUGAUUCCCCCAAAAAAAUACGAGGUAUCAAAUUGAGCGUUAAGGGAGAAGCUGAUACUUAUUGGUCAACUGAUAGGGAGGAAUUAAACAAUGAAGGUCGUUACAUUAAUGAGACGGACGUAGUUACUGGCCAUGAGGAUUACUUUAAGGCUCAUUUUUACGUUCUUGGAUCAGAAUCAAGUCAAGAAAUAGAAUUACCCGCUGGAACGCACACUUAUCCCUUUAACUAUGUGCUUCCUCCCAAUUUGCCAAGUAGUUUUGAGUCUGACUUUGGGCGUAUUCGCUAUACAGCCAAAGCAGUCUUGGAUCGCCCAUGGAAAUUCGAUCAAGAAACUAAAGUAGCUUUUACAGUUGUCUCUCACUUUGAUUUGAAUAAAGAGUCAAGUGCUUCGGAACAAGUUGAUCUUGAAGAAAAUAAGACAUUUUGCUGUCUAUGCUGUGGAACUCCACCACUGUCUGUUAAUGUUAGGCUGCCUGUAAGAGGAUAUGUACCAGGACAGGCAAUACCUGUCAAAGUGAAUGUUGAAAAUCAAUCUGGCGUUACAGUUGAUACAAUAAAACUUAAACUUGUCAAGAUAAUAACGUAUUCUGCAACUACACCACGUACCGAAAAGAAAGUUGUGGAUCUGACAGUUUCAGAGGUAAGCAAGGGACCAGUAAAUGGGAAUGAAACGACAAGUUAUGAACAAAACCUGGAUGUACCUCCUCUACCUCCAUCAUUCCUCAAUCAUUGUGGUCUGAUAGAUUUGGAGUAUAAAUUAACAAUAGAAGCUUGUGUCUCAGGACUCUACUACAAAAAUCUAAGGGCUGAAACCAAGAUUUUGAUUGGGACUGUACCGCUAUCCAACUAUCAAAUGCCAUCACCGCCGAAUUAUUCAACACCAGAGUUUACAAAUAAAUCGGACGAGGCUGCACAGGGAGGAAUGUAUCCACCCAUAGCUCCUUCUGCACCUAUGGAACCUGCUAGUUACAAUCCCCCAAGUCUUUAUCCCAACCUUGCUCCACCUACUUAUGAGGAAUCGCAAUUUCGCUCAAGGGGUCUUAGAGACCGUGAAGAAUCAGAGCAUGUGAUCGGCGCAGGUGAUCGCUUUGCACCAAGAUAUCCAGUUUACAAUUUCAAGCCUUCGGAAUAGUUGCCUUUUUCAAUCGAUCUGAUGAACAAAGUAUAUGUUGUGAUAAUAUAGAGGCAUUUGUAUGCUGCAUGGCCUAUUUGCUUCUUGAAUUGCAAUUCAAACAAUAUUAAAACAAGACUUACAUUUUAUAUUUUUAAGACAAAUGUUUAUAUUAUAUGAUUGCAUCGACGCACAAGCAUACAAAACAAUUUAUAUAUUUGCCUUUUUGUAUAAAAAAAAAUUAUAUACCUCAUCUAAGCGUCAAUUAUAUAACUAAUGUAUUAUUUUUUCGACAAAUGUGUAUAUUCUUAUUAAUGUUAAGUACGAAUAAAAUUAAUCUCUGUAA
Molecule: messenger RNA, 1852 nt
Organism: Copidosoma floridanum
Lineage: Eukaryota; Metazoa; Arthropoda; Insecta; Hymenoptera; Encyrtidae
Product: arrestin domain-containing protein 17
Biological process (GO): protein transport
Cellular component (GO): cytoplasm
Source: RefSeq, a predicted model, not a curated record